Nicotiana attenuata is the source of this 398-nucleotide messenger RNA. RefSeq lists its product as uncharacterized. Lineage: Eukaryota; Viridiplantae; Streptophyta; Magnoliopsida; Solanales; Solanaceae. The transcript is spliced from 2 exons. The record is from RefSeq and is a predicted model, not a curated record. The annotation marks the transcript as partial. Gene Ontology annotation, molecular function: nucleic acid binding; RNA-DNA hybrid ribonuclease activity.
AUGGCAAUCGAAAAAGAUGUCGAAGAAUUGUUAAUCAUGGGAGAUUCGAAUUUGAUUAUCCGACAAGAUCAGGGUGGAUGGGAAACCAGGGAUGUCAAGCUUAUUCCAUACAGGCAACAUGUGGAGGAUCUUAGUAAACGGUUCAAGUCAGUCGAGUUCAUGUAUAUUCCUCGUUUUCACAAUGAUUUGGCCGAUGCACUCCCUACUUUGGCCUCGAUGUUGCCUUAUCCAGGCAAUCUCCACAUUGACCCGUUGGAAAUCCAAAUCCGUGAAAGGCGUGGUUACUGCAAUACGGCUGAGGUAGAACCGGAUGUUCAGCCAUGCGAGGUCUUGUACAAAAGGAAUCCAGAUCUCAACUUGUUAAGAUGUGUUGACGCUGAAGAGGCUGGAAGAAUCAU